AUGUCUCAAACCGUACGUGUUAGGCUUGUCAAUCCUCGUUUGCCUGAUUUUAUAAAACCAAAAAGAUACGAAAUUGAAUUAACAUUAGAGACAAGAGAGAAUAUCUUCUAUGGAGAAUGUUGUAUUAUGAUUAUGAUUCUUAAGGCUACACAAAAUAUAAGCCUGCAUUCAGCAAAUUUGGAAAUAACUGAAGUCAUAUUAACUGGAAAGAUUGAUAAAUAUGUAAUAGUGGUUAAAGCACGUGAUAUUUCGUAUAUACACGAACUGCAAAUUGUCGUCUUGGAUUUCUCUGAAGUUCUAUGUCCUGGUAAUUAUACUUUGAGCAUAACGUAUAAAGGUGUUAUUGCUAAUGAUGGAGGUUUUGUCAAGGUCUCAUAUGUAAAUAAGAUAGGAGAAAAAAA
Pogonomyrmex barbatus (red harvester ant) is the source of this 401-nucleotide messenger RNA. RefSeq names its product aminopeptidase A-like. Gene Ontology annotation, molecular function: zinc ion binding; metalloaminopeptidase activity; peptide binding. The record is from RefSeq and is a predicted model, not a curated record. Lineage: Eukaryota; Metazoa; Arthropoda; Insecta; Hymenoptera; Formicidae. Gene Ontology annotation, biological process: proteolysis; peptide catabolic process. Gene Ontology annotation, cellular component: cytoplasm; membrane.